GGCACACAUACACACACUGCACACCAUUCACGCCACACACACACUCUCACAAACAAGCCACAUUUUCUCAGGCUGCUCCGCAGACUGACAGCAGAAAACGUAGGAGGAGAGAAGAGAAAGAGAGAGUGAGAAAAGGAAACAAGGGAAAUAUCAACCGAGCCAGAAGAGGAGAGUCAAUCAGCAGUUAUCCUCUCUCUCCAUUCACUAUUAUAUUAAAACACGGGGAAUAUAGAACUCUUCAUUAAUCUGUAACUGAACAGGGACCUGCUCUGCUCUGUUCUGUUCUGCUGAGGGACCUGCUCUGCUCUGCCGAGGGACCUGCUCUGCUCUGCCGAGGGACCUGCUCUGCCGAGGGACUUGCUCUGCUCUGCCGAGGGACCUGCUCUGCCGAGGGACUUGCUCUGCUCUGCUGAGGGACCUGCUCAUUCUCCAGGACUAUGGCACCACAUCUGAGACAUGGAGUCUCUGUCUCUCUUUCACAGCUUCCUUUCCUUUCUCUCCUUCUCUCCCUCUAUUUCCUGACGGUCGCAGGGUUCAACCUGGAUACUACCAUGACUCUGACCAAGGAGGGGGAGGCUGGCAGCUUUUUUGGAUUCUCUCUAGCACUUCACCAGCAACUCACACCAGAACCACACAGUUGGAUCCUGGUGGGGGCUCCGCGGGCCAGAGGACUGGGCGUGAUGCGGAGGCAGCGCCCUGGCGCCCUGUACCGCUGUCCAAUCACAGGCGAGGAGUUUGACUGCGAGCGCGUGGACAUCGAUGGAGACGUAAACCUCGACCAGGAAAGCAAGGACAACCAGUGGCUAGGAGUGACAGUCAAGAGCCAGGGGAUUGGAGGAAAGGUGGUGACGUGUGCCCACCUGUACGAGCUACGUCAGCGUGUGAGCCAGCCGUUGGAGACGCGAGACCCCAUCGGGCGUUGCUACGUGCUCAGUGAGGACCUGACAGAGAGGGACGAUCUGGAUGGAGGGGAGUGGAAGUUCUGUGAGGGGCGACCCCAGGGACACGAACAGUUUGGCUUCUGUCAGCAGGGCCUGUCUGCCGCCUUCACACCUGACAACCAAUAUAUCAUGUUCGGAGCUCCUGGAACAUACAACUGGAAAGGAGAGAUGCGUGUCCAGCUACUAAACCAGACUCUACUGGAUCUGGGUUUCUAUGACGACGGGCCCUAUGAGGUGGCGGAUGAGAAACAGCUGAAUGCUCAGCUGAUCCCUGUUCCCUACCAUAGUUACCUGGGCUUCUCAGUGGACUCUGCUAAGGGCAUAAUGAGUCGUGGCGAGCUGACCUUUGUGGCGGGGGCUCCGAGAGCCAAUCACACAGGAGCGGUGGUGCUGCUGCGUAAAGACAACGUGUACCGCCUGGUGCCACAGCACAUCCUGUGGGGAGAGGAACUGGCUUCUUCCUUUGGCUACUCUGUGACUACGGCUGAUCUCAACAGUGACGGCUGGACAGACCUGAUAGUGGGAGCUCCUAACUACUUUGACAGGAAAGCGGAUAUCGGAGGUGCUGUGUACGUCUUCCUCAACCCAUUCGGUAACUGGGAGUAUGCUCGACCAAUCAGGCUCAACGGAACCUAUGACUCCAUGUUUGGAUUGACCGUCAACAAUGUGGGAGACUUGGACAGGGACGGAUAUGAUGACAUUGCUGUGGGGGCUCCGUUCGAUGGAGAUGGCAAAGUGUUCAUCUACCGAGGCUCAUCCUCAGGCAUCGACACCAAGCCUGCACAGAUCCUGGAUGGAGUGGACGAGGGGGUGAAGAGGUUUGGCUACUCCAUCUCAGGAGGCCUGGACAUCGAUGGGAACCUGUACCCUGACCUGGCUGUAGGCUCUCUCGGUGAUAAGCUAGUUCUGUACAGGUCUCGCCCAGUCAUUCAUGUGAUCCGGGACGUAUCCAUCGAACCUCAGCAGUAUAUUGACUUGGAGCAACACAACUGCAAGGGGAGAGAUGGAGUUUGUGUGGAGGUCAAAGCCUGCUUCACCUAUACUGCUUAUCCUGAGACCUACUCACCAGACAUCACUCUGGUCCUACUCAUUGAGGCUGACACCGAGCGCAGGAAGCUGGGCCUGCCCCACCGUGUUAGCUUCCUGGGUCAAAGUGCACAGGCGGCGGAGUACACACACACUGACGAGGUGGAGCUGAAGGGUCAACGUCAUCCCGCCUGCCAGAGCGCCACCUUCCAACUAAACGAGAAUAUCCGUGACAAGCUGCGUCCCAUCUCUCUGGCCAUCACCCAUACCAUCAGACCCCCCAUGUUCUCCUCAGACACUAACCCAGAGGAACGAGACACGCUACCUCCUGUACUGAGUGUUGCCACCUCCAACACCCUGCACUCUGAGGUGAAUUUCCUGAGGGAAGGCUGUGGUGAUGAUAAGAUCUGUCAGAGCAACCUGAAGUUGACCUACCAGUUUGGAACCCGACCUAUCACCUCUGACCUCUUCACCCCUCUGCCAAGGGACGAUGAAGAGGUGGCGGUGUUUUCUCUGUCUGACCAGAGGUCUGUGGUGUUGGAGGUGACCGUCACCAACAUGCCCUCUGACCCUCUGUACCCAGAGGAAGACGGAGAUGAUGCCCACGCCGCCCAGCUACUGGUGAACCUUCCGGACACCCUGUCCUACUCUGGCUUCAGGGGACAACAGGUGGUGUGCCAGGCCAAUCAGAAUGGCUCUCAGGCAGAGUGCGAGCUGGGAAACCCCCUGAAGAGAGAUGCUAUACUGAAGUUCUACAUCAUCCUUAGCACCUCUGCUAUCACCAUAGAGACCACGGAACUCACUGUCAACCUCCUGCUGGCUACUAUCAGUGAACAGCGAGACCUGGCCCCAGUCAUAGCCGUGGCUAAAAUCAUCAUAGAGCUCCCCCUGGCUGUCAGUGGGCUGGCCAGACCCCACCAGCUGUUCUUCAGUGGGGCUGUGAAGGGGGAGAGCGCCAUGGAGACUCUGGACGAUGUGGGGAGUGCUGUGGAGUUUGAGUUUAUGGUGACCAACACCGGGCCGUCCCUGCAGACGCUAGGCUCCGCCUUCCUCAACAUCAUGUGGCCUCACGAGCUGUCCAAUGGGAAGUGGCUCCUGUACCCCACUUCUCUCCACUUCCAUGGCCAUCCAGAAACACCCUGUACCCCGCACACCUCCCUCAACCCACGCAAGUUCACCCACAGCUCUCCUUCUGACGACCAGCCACAGGCUGCAGGCCUGAAGCAGGCCAGGAGGAAGGGGCGGUCCCACCCAGAAGAGGAAGGGCAUGUGAUGACCAAGGGCAGUCUGGGUAGGACCACGCCUGCUGUGGCCGCCUCAGAGAGACGCAAGUCACUCAAACUGGACUGUCUGCUGGGUUCAGCGCGCUGUGUGCUGUUCCAGUGUCCUCUCUACAGCUUCUCUGGCUCAGCUGUCCUCAAGAUCCAGGGACGCCUUUGGAACAGCACCUUCCUGGAGGAGUUCCAAUCAGUCAGUGCUCUGGAGCUGCUGGUUAGAGCCAACAUCACAGUCAAGUCCAGCAUCAAACACCUGGUGCUGAGGGAUGCUGCCGCACAGGUCCCAGUGAUGAUUUACCCAGAGAUUGGUCUGACUGCCCAGUACUGGAUCCCCUGGUGGUGGGUCCUCAUAGCCAUCCUGGCUGGUAUCCUGGUGCUGGCUCUGCUGGUCUGCAUCCUCUGGAAGUGUGGUUUCUUCCGUCGGGUCCAGUAUGAAGAUAAAGUGCCUCAAUACCAUGCGGUGAAGAUCCCCCGUCAAGACCGGCCCCAGUUCCAGCAGAAGGCAGGGAUCCUCCAGAAGAAGGAGUGGGCCACACACUGGAGCGAUGGAAGCUCCUGAACAACAACAACAAACAAGGAGUAGAAUAAGAACAACAAACAGCCAUUCAACCCUAUGACACUCACUAACUCUGCAGUGGAACAAACGUGUGCAGACAGACUGACCGUGUCACAACAGUGUUGUGCACAUUGAGGCUAUGUCCUGAUUCUUCACCCUUCUUCUGAAGUGUGCACGUGCACACUUCCCGUCAUGGAUUUAUCAAUGGUGAAAGCUCACCCAAGCCAAUGCUAUUCUACUGUAUUCUACUGUAUUCUACUGUAUUCUACUUUUAAAAUGACUGGAUCAAUAUUCUGGACUGCUACUGCUACUGCUGACUGACUGACUAUCUGACUGACUAUCUGACUGACUGACUAUCUGACUGACUGAC
Messenger RNA from Coregonus clupeaformis (lake whitefish), 4170 nucleotides. Its product is annotated as integrin alpha-7. The record is from RefSeq and is a predicted model, not a curated record. The transcript is spliced from 22 exons. Gene Ontology annotation, biological process: cell adhesion mediated by integrin; integrin-mediated signaling pathway; cell-cell adhesion. Bases 438 to 3803 code for a protein of 1121 amino acids. Gene Ontology annotation, cellular component: external side of plasma membrane; integrin complex. Gene Ontology annotation, molecular function: integrin binding. Lineage: Eukaryota; Metazoa; Chordata; Actinopteri; Salmoniformes; Salmonidae.